Dioscorea cayenensis subsp. rotundata (Guinea yam) is the source of this 1236-nucleotide messenger RNA. Its product is annotated as F-box protein SKIP23-like. Bases 50 to 1201 code for a protein of 383 amino acids. The record is from RefSeq and is a predicted model, not a curated record. The transcript has a single exon. Lineage: Eukaryota; Viridiplantae; Streptophyta; Magnoliopsida; Dioscoreales; Dioscoreaceae.
GGCAGCAGAAGUGUGGUCAAAACUUCCUCUAGACCUUCUUGGGUUGAUCAUGGCAAAACUCUCCUUAGAUGAUCACCUUCAUCUCACCUCCGUCUGCCGGCACUAUCACCGUGCCAAGUCUUUCAACCUCUCUUCUCCACUCCCAUCCUCUCCUUGGCUUAUCCUCCCCGGCCGGAGUUCCACCACCCUCAAAUUCCUCCCUCAAGCCAAAACCACCCCUUAUGAAGCCAUCACCCCUUCCCCCUUCAUCCGUCGCCGUCUCUUCAUCGGCUCCUCCAAUGGCUGGGUGGUCACUGUCUCUUGCAACCCUUCUCUAGACCUUCACCUACUCAACCCUCUCACCGGCACCCAACACCCUCUCCCUCCCAUCCACACUCUCCCUUUCAUUACCCCUAUCCCUAACAAACCCAACUCCUCCUCAGUCCACUACCGAAUCACCAAUUACAAAACCUUUGAUCAUCACUCCUUCAUCCACUACUUCUUCACAAAAGCAGUCAUCUCCACCAAAGACUUCACUGUCCUCUUAGCCCACCCUAAUCACAACAAUGCUACCCUUUCCUACACUCAUCCAGACCGCUCCAAAUGGGUUUCUUUUGUCAUUCCCGGCCAUUACCAUGAUGCUGUUGAUGUUAUCCAUGAUAAAGGUUUGUUCUACGCCAUCACCUCCGUCGGCGAUAUCAUCAUCUGUGGCCCUUCUUCAACCACAAGAGUACUAUCUUUUCAAGAUCCUCAAUUCAUGGAUGUAGAAGAUCCUUCCUCUACCCGUUAUAUUGUAAGGUCUGUGCAUGGAGAUUUACUCUUGGUGCAUAGAAGAAUUGAAAUCUCUGCUGAUAAAGAUUACAAUGAGCUCCUUAAGUUCAAGACUCGAAAGUUUAUGGUGUAUAGGAUUGACGGUCAUAAGAACAAUGAUCAGAGGUAUUGGAAACGGGUGAAUGAUCUGGGGGAGCAGUGCUUGUUUCUUGGGACCAAUGAGUCCAUGGCCUUCUCUGCUUUGAAGUAUCCAGAGCUUCAAAGGAACUGUAUCUACUUCACUGAAUCAAGAACUCAGAAUAAAUCAGUCAGGUGUAGGCAACCAAAACAGUGUGAUUUGGGAGUGUUUAAUCUUAGUGAUAAAAGUAUCAAGCCAUUGUUUUAUCCUUCUGAUCUCACUUGGCCUCCUCCCAUUUGGUUCACUCCACACAUUGAGGGGAGUCAUCAGUAAUUAUUAAGUGUGCCUGUGUGUGAUUUUAGCACUGA